AUGACUGUUGCUGGAAGUAACGGGAAAGGCAUUGGUACUAAUCAAGUCAACGAGCCUUAUGGUCUCUUCCUUGAUGAUCAGCAAACAGUAGUUAUUGCUGAUCAAAUGAAUCAUCGUAUCACCCAAUGGAAGAACGAUAAUAAAAAUAAUGAACAAGUUAUUGCUGGUGACAAUGGCGACAGAAGUGCAUUGAAUCAAUUGAAUCAACCAACCGAUGUAUUAAUUGGCAAAGAGACGGAUAGUCUCAUUAUUUGUGAUCACGGGAAUCGGCGAGUUGUACAAUGGUCUUGUCGUAGUGGUGCAAAAGAAGGCAUUGUGGUCGCUGGAGAUCAAGGCACAGGGACUGCUCUGACACAAUUGUCGUAUCCUUAUGGACUCUUCAACGAUACGUUGUAUACUCUCUAUGUAGCAGACUCAUGGAAUCAUCGUGUAAUACGUUGGAUUCAGGGAGUUAAACAAGGUACUGUAAUUGUGGGUGGAAAUGGCGCGGGAGCAGGAGCAAAUCAGUUCAGUGUCCCAGUUGCUUUGUCUUUCGAUCGACAUGGUAAUCUCUAUGUCGUUGAUCAUGAUAAUAAUCGUAUUCAACGAUUUUCUAUCGAAUAG
This is a messenger RNA of Rotaria socialis, 603 nucleotides long. The record is from the annotation of a GenBank genome assembly. Lineage: Eukaryota; Metazoa; Rotifera; Eurotatoria; Philodinida; Philodinidae.